AUGUAUGUGUGGUUGUCAUGCACACAUAUACCAUAAACGACCUUCAUUCAUUGAUUCAGCCGUCCUGCAAGCUUCCUUCACUGAGCGUACGCGUCAGACAACACACCGUCCGUAAUCAAUCAAAGGUCCCUCCCGUCCCCAGACACUCACACUCACUCACUCGUCCGGUCGGUCGUCGGUCGGUCAAGACACACAUAAAUACAGACAGACAGACAUACGUGCCUGCCUGCCACUUUCUUUGUUCCUUUUGACACCCGUCGUUGCAUUCAUUGCCACAGCUGACGGAGGCAUGCAUGCCGUAGCCAUCCUCCAUCUAGGCCUACCAGGCCAUCCGUCCAACCCACCUGCCCAGUCACUGAAUGGAGCACUUGCGUUUGUGGUGCCCCCUGCCGGCCGGUGAUGGGAAUGGUUUGCAGCCGGUGCCGUGAUUGUGGCCCCUGCUGGUGUGCUGCUGCUGCCCCUGCUGCUGCUGUCGAGAUGUGUCUUGGGUCGACCCGUUGUGGUCUCUCGAUUCCUCAGCUGCAGCGGGCCCGGUGGUCAGGUCAAAGCUCUUACGGUUGAGAGCAGCCUCCAUCACAGCAAAUGUCGCCUCUGACACACAACACACACACGCAUUCACAGAGAAAGCCCAUGGAUGAGCCGGGCGGUAUACAGGCAACAGUGGAAAGCGGUCACAGGGGCGUGCGGUGCGCCCGGUGCGUGUGGGUGGCAGGGAGGCAGGGAGGUUUACUGACUCACUGACUGACCGGGAUCGCCCGAGUCGUGAUGGAAGAGUGCAGGCAGGUUGAGCUCCCGGCACAAUCGGCCACAGACGUGGGUACGGGUGAAGUUCAAGAUCACCUCGGCAUGCCGCCUCACAUCAGACGAUAUCGAACACCUGAAGACAAUACAAGACACACACACACACACGUACAUACAGACACCACGCACAACCAACCAGACAGACAGACAGACAGACAGAGAUGGCUCCUCCCUCAGCCACACUCCGUCCUCGCUGCAAGAUCUUUCCUGCCUGGCUGCGAGCGCCUCGCUAAGUAGGUACCCCACGAGUCCCUGACUCACUUUCUGGCGUAUGUAUUGGGGUCGUCUCUGUUGGCGUCUGGUGAGAGGACAUCCGCCAGGUGCAGUGGGCUGGCGGCUUCGUCAAGUUGGGGGUGGCCGGGCGGCCCCGGCCGGGGCACUGGGGGGAAUGAGGGCGUCUGCUGGUGGGGGUGGUCAGACGACACACCACUCACACCCUCCUUCAAACGAGGAGUCUAGUAGGGUACACACACACACACACACACGCCACGCGGAAAUAAGUGGACUGUCUGUCGUGUGCCGGCGUUAAGGUGUGUGUGGUGGUACAGUACAUCAGGUUCCACUUCGAGAAAGAGAGCAUCCAGAGACGAGACGCCCCCAGGGAUGGGUUUGAUGAUGGGACUGGGGCACACCGAUGGCGGGGCAGACAGCAAGUCGUCAGACGACAAAGAACGACGAAGCUGCGACACAGCCCACAGAAAUCGAUGCAAUCAAUGCACUCACUUAUCAUGAGGUUGGUGAGGAGGCAUUGCAUUGCAUUGCAUUGCAUCCGUACGGUACCCUACCUGUGUGUUUUUGUCGCUGACCUCAGCGACGUAUCCAUGUGUGUUCAUGAAGACCGCAUGAGCGUAGCGGCUGAUCACCACCUGACCAUCAGAGCUGCACACAGCACAGACACACGGAGACCCGUCAAGUAAGGGAGUGAGUGAGUGAGUGGAUGGUGUUUGUUGUAUUCUCUCUUGUUUCUCUCUCCCAGCCAUGGCGUGCCGUGCCCUGACCGGUCAUAGAGGAAGUGUUGGAAGCAGACGAAGGCCUCCUUGUGCUCAGUGCGGAAGGCGAAUUGGUGCGGCUGCCUCUGCCUGAGGAAGGACCCCAGGAACAUGUCGGUCUCUCGAUCCCUGCCGCUGCCCCAGGGUUGGGACACCGGCAGCGACGGGGUGGCCACGGACGGGGUGGGCGGCUGGUGGGACAAAGUCGACACAGAUGGGCCAACAUACCCUCUCUCAUGUGCACCACAGGGGACCUUGUGACCACCACCACCACCACCAGCCACAGCAGGAGCAACAGCGGGUAGAUCUGGCAUGAGAUCAAAGGAUGCGAAGCUGUCGAGCACAAACCAGAGAGAGGGGUCCUUGACAGCCUCCUGGCCGUAGGCGUGAAGUGGGUGGACGUCGGGGGACGACUCGAGAGGCUGAGCGUCGGUCCCUGCCGCAGCUGCUUGCAUGGGAACCCUGCCCUUGCCUGGCUGGAAGGCGCACGACGGGGGCUGUGGCUGUGGCUGUGGCUCUGGUUGUUGAGGAGGGUGAGUGUGAGGGCGUUGGUGUUCAGGUGGGUGGGGAGGGGGUGGGGGUUGUGGGGCGCCACCAGACACCGUCCCGGCCUUAGGGAUGCGAUCGAUGAGAAGGACGAGGCAGCAGUCAGGGUGGUAGAGGGGCUGCGGCCGGUGGCUGCAGGCAUCGCUGAAGCUCUGCAGCCACCACGACACGCUGCUGCUCCACGACACAAAAUCCAUCAAGUCGCGAAGACGCCAUGACGGAUUGUAACGAGCCGUGCAAACACGCUCCUGAGCGGACAAGGCACCGGACACAACUGACUAUAGGGUGUUGUCAGUCAGCGAGUCGGCUGGCCCCACGCCGCUCCAGCUAGGUAUGAAAGUGUGAGUGUAUGUACGUACGUACCUUUUGUUGACUGCCUGUCUUGGGUUGGGGGAGUGUGGGUGGGUGCAGCUGGGCCUGCUUGACGUCCAUGUGGAGCCCCCCAUCGGCCCUGCCGUCAAUAACGCCAUCCGGCGGUGGUCGCAUGGUCUUGUCCCUUGUCAUGUCGCUGGAUGGCGGCUGGGACGAGGGUCUGGCAGUCGACGGGCUGGCCAUAGACAACGUGGCCGGAAAACUCACUAAACAUGCGCAACACGGACGUACGUACGUACACCACCGCCAAAGCAAAGCACAGCAGUCAGCCAUGCAAGUUGUGUUGAGGGCUCUUUGGUGCUCGUUCUUUCUCUCGAGCUUACCAAGCCCGGUGGCCAGAUCCGUGACGGAGCGCUGCAAUGCAGAUACAUAGAUGCGUUGAUGGUGGCUAUAAGGGAGAGGGGCUUGGUCGGCCAGUGCACUCAUUGCAUUGCCGUGUGUACGAGUGUGCGGAGGUAUAAAGGUACGUACCUCCCUCCAUGUCCUCAGUUUCCGCUUGUCUCGCUUGAAGUACCAACAGUUGUCGCGCGGGCUGUACGAGUACACAACGCAAGACUCACCUUCACGACUGCGGACGGACCAACAGACAGACAGACAGACAGACAGGUACAGGCACAACAACCACCAACACACACACAUAGGUUUGGUACACAGACACUCCAUCUGUCGACCUGCCCUGUCGUGUCAGUGGGCUGGCUGCCGUGCAUGGCCCCUCGCCUCCCCCCUCCCUCCCCCCUCCCUCCCCCUCCCCCUCCCCUGUGUGUGUGUUUGUGUAGGUGUGUGUGCACUAUAGGUAGGUAUGUACUUACGCUGGCGUGGAUCUCGAGCUGGAUUCCGUGGACCACGACCUUGUCAGCGUCUCGCUGGUCUCCCACUGCACAUCCUCUACACCUGACUCUGAAGGAAGGAGCGAGCGAGGGAAGGAGGAAGGAACCAAGGAAGGAAGCACACAUACACACAGAUUAAGAAACAAACAAGCAGGCAGGCAGGCACACACGGUGUGUCCAUGCCCCCAGCUACUGCAGAUAGAUACUUGGAUGCUACAUAGCAUCAGUAUGUACCUGGCUUCCAGCUUUCGAGGAGCUGCGCCACUUCUGUCCGCUCGAACUGCCUUGCAAUGUCGCCGGGGGUCUCGCCGUGCUGACCAAUCAAGCAGGCAGGGCAGCAAGCAAGGCACACGCACGUGAGUGAUUGAGUGACCAGAUACUCAACUAACGAAGGUAGCUAGUUGCUCACUGACUAACUGACUGGCAGGCUGGCCCAACCCAACUUACUACGUGUACGCCUAUCUAGCUUGCAUCCCUCCACGGGCCGGAAUGUGUCUACCUACCUACCUACCUACCUUGUUGCUUGCGAAAGCAUUGGCACCCGCCUGCGCAGCCGACCAGCACCUCACACAUGCAGACAGAUACACCGUGGGUGCACACGGGCUUGCCUGCCUGCCGGCUGACCUUAAGUAGGGCCCGUGCGCUCUCGACAUGGCCUCCCGAAGCAGCGGCGUGAAGGGGCGUGUGCCCAUCCUGCAGACAGGCAGACAGCCAGACAGACCCACAGGCAGGCAGGCAGGCAGGCAGGCAGAGAAGGGUGGAGGGAGAGCACCGACCGUAUUGCGUUAGCAGUGUCAGGAGGCAGACCUGAUCUUGUGCGUGUAUGUUACAUCCCGCUGCUGCGAGCAGCCCCACAACGUCGUCCUUGUUAUGGCUGGCAGCUAGGUGAAGAGCCGUCCAGCGGAACUGCGUACACACACGACACCACACGACACGACACGACCAGCCACGUCACACACACCAUUCCUCAGUCAGGCAGCACAGCCAUUGCAAUCGAUCAAUGCCCAUCAGCAUGCCCACCCACCCACACACCCACUCACUCACUCACUUGGUUCAUGGCAUUCAGUCUUGGUUUGCGCGAGAGGAUGUACUUGACCACAGCAACCUUGCCAUUCGCAGCAGCACACAUCAAUGGCGUCCAGCUUGCCUGCACACCACAGCAUGGCACAGACAGCACGGGCAAGGGGAAUGCCACGCGUAUACUCCUGCAGUGAGGCGGUCUUUGAGUAUAGAGAUAGAUCUUCUUGACUGGUAUAUAUAUAAGACCGCACCGCAUCGGUGACGUUGACCGAGAUGCCGUGUUCCUCGAUUGCCUCUGCCACCUUGACGAGAUCUCCCCGUCGGGCGGCAAGAAACAGCUUCCUACUCGCGCUCAUCUCUCAUACUCUCACCACUACGGCCUCAAAGCACCGAAUGCCA
This is a messenger RNA of Vitrella brassicaformis, 4954 nucleotides long. NCBI's taxonomy places the organism in Eukaryota, Vitrellaceae. The record is from the annotation of a GenBank genome assembly.